Postia placenta MAD-698-R-SB12 is the source of this 378-nucleotide messenger RNA. RefSeq lists its product as hypothetical. Bases 1 to 378 code for a protein of 125 amino acids. The transcript has 5 exons. The record is from RefSeq and is a predicted model, not a curated record. NCBI's taxonomy places the organism in Eukaryota, Fungi, Basidiomycota, Agaricomycetes, Polyporales, Adustoporiaceae. Gene Ontology annotation, cellular component: vacuolar transporter chaperone complex; fungal-type vacuole membrane.
AUGUCGACUCAGCCUCUGCUGCAGCGCACGGCCGCAAAGCGCAUCGCGCUCCCUGUCAGAGUGGAACCUAAGGUGUCGUUUGCGAAUGAGCGCACGUUUCUUUCAUGGCUGCACUUCACGGUCGUGCUCGGUGGCCUUGCCGUAGGGCUGUUAAAUUUUGGAGACCAGAUUGGCAGGAUUAGUGCCGCUAUGUUUUCUGUUGUCGCCAUGGCUGUAAUGCUCUACGCCCUCUACACAUACCACUGGCGCGCGAACGCCAUCCGUACAGGCGGACGUGGUCCGUACGAUGACCGUUUUGGUCCCACAAUACUAUGCAUUGCUUUGCUCGUUGCUAUCGUUGCCAACUUCAUUCUACGCUUCACACAGCCCGAUGUAUAA